AUGGCGAACGACUCGGAAUCGAAUACGCGCCCGGACCAUAUCAAGGCCAGUGAUCAGGCCCUUCAGGAUGCGCGAGAACUCACAUAUCUCGGCCACGAGCAGGCCCUGUCGCGAAAGUUUGGCAUGACGAGCAUGCUCUUUCUGGCCAUAUCCGUACUGGGCACAUGGUCAACUUUCGCGCAGGGCCUUUCCAGCGGCCUGACGAGCGGCGGGCCCAUCUCGAUCCUCUGGGGCCUCGUGCUCGUGAUGGCGUGCAAUGUCUGUGUCGCUGUGUCGCUGGGCGAGCUGUGCAGCAGCAUGCCGACGGCCCUUGGGCAGGCGUACUGGGUGUAUCGGCUGUGCCCUGGCCCGUUCGGUCGCUUCGCGUCUUACCUUUGCGCCUGGGUCAACACUUUUGGCUGGUGGACGCUUUCAGCCUCGCAGCUCGCAUUCAUGACCAACUUCAUCCUCAGCAUGAAGGUUCUCUUCGUUCAAGACUGGGCCACGGCCGGUGUUGGUUGGGUCAACUUCUUGCUCUAUCUGGGCAUCACCGUCGUGGUGACGGUCAUCAACCUGGUGGCCUGUCGUCGAGAUUUUGUCCUGCCAGCCUUCAACAACUUUGUGGGCGUCUGCUUCAUCGCGCUGUUUUUUAUAUUCUGCCUGGCGCUACUCAUAUCGGUCGGUGUGAGAGACGACUUGGAAUUCCAACCCGCGUCGUUCGUUUUCGGGCGAUGGAUCAACCAGACCGGCUGGGGAGAUGGCGUUGCCUGGUUUACUGGUCUGGUACAGGCUGCGUAUGGGCUUACUGCCUUUGAUUCGGCGGUUCAUCUCGCGGAGGAGAUUCCCGCACCGCGUAAAAACAUCCCGCGCGUCAUAUGGCUCUCGGUCGUUCUUGGAGCUGUCACAGGCUUUAUCUUCAUGGUGGCUUGCCUGUUCUGCAUCCAGGAUCUCGACACUGUCCUGGACCCCCCGACUGGUCUUCCCUUUAUGGAUCUGGUGCGCGGGGCCGUCGGGCUGCAAGGUGCUGCAGUUCUUCUGUCCUUGUUCAUCUUCAAUGGGAUGGGUCAGGCCGUGAGCAUCGUCACGACUUCCUCUCGCCUGACUUGGGGUUUCGCCCGGGACGGCGGUCUGCCCUGGAGCUCUUUCUUUUCCAACGUCAACGACACCUGGAAGGUGCCAGUUCGCGCCUUGUGGCUGCAGGGGGGGAUUAUUGGGCUUAUCAGCGUGCUCUACAUCUUCGCCAAUACGGUGCUCGAGGCAAUUCUGAGUGUCAGCACGGUUGCCCUGACAAUCUCCUAUGCGAUGCCUAUCGUUACGCUGGUCAUUGUCGGUCGUGACAAGCUCCCACCUGGCGAAUUCACUCUGGGUCGAUUUGGCCCUGCGGUCAAUUGGAUCUCAAUCAUCUACUGCACGAUUACGAGCGUCUUCUUCUUCUUCCCCCUGGACCCUAAUCCAGCACCCGCCGAUAUGAAUUAUGCCGUUGCUGUUUUUGGAGUCAUGCUGGUUGUUACUUUGUGCUUUUGGGUUUUGAAGGGACGACACACGUAUCUUGCAACUCAUGAUGCAGCGCAGCGGAUCAUUGACGCGCAGAAUGCUGAAGUGGUUCUUCCACCAGCGUUACCAACAAAAAUAUAA
Diaporthe batatas is the source of this 1614-nucleotide messenger RNA. RefSeq lists its product as uncharacterized. Gene Ontology annotation, biological process: transmembrane transport. Gene Ontology annotation, molecular function: transmembrane transporter activity. Gene Ontology annotation, cellular component: membrane. The coding region runs from base 1 to 1614 and encodes 537 amino acids. The transcript has a single exon. Lineage: Eukaryota; Fungi; Ascomycota; Sordariomycetes; Diaporthales; Diaporthaceae. The record is from RefSeq and is a predicted model, not a curated record.